Messenger RNA from Acanthamoeba castellanii str. Neff, 2331 nucleotides. RefSeq names its product Ankyrin repeatcontaining protein. The transcript is spliced from 2 exons. Lineage: Eukaryota; Discosea; Longamoebia; Acanthamoebidae. Bases 1 to 2331 code for a protein of 776 amino acids. Gene Ontology annotation, molecular function: protein binding. The record is from RefSeq and is a predicted model, not a curated record.
AUGGAAGAGCUGCAGGGGUGUGGUGGUCUGCCGCUGGAGGGGCUGCCAGUUGAGGUGGCGCAGCACGUCCUCGCCUUCCUUGAGCCGCUCGAUCUCCUGCACGCGAGCCAGGUGUGUGCCGGGUGGCACCAGCUGGCCGCCGACGAAUGGGUGUGGGAGCGCGUACACCACCACACCUUCGGUGGACCCCUGGUGACCGCCACUCCCAAGAAGGCCAAGACCAAGAAGAAGACGAAUUCAACUCAUUCAUCGCAAGAUGAAGAUGAAGAUGAAAGAAAAGAGGUAGAGGCCGCAGCACGCAGAAGAGCCAAAGAGUAUGAGGCGCGUAGCAAGACGUGGCGCGGUGCGUGCCUCAUCGCGGCCCGCCACGUAGAGACCAGGAAUGACCACCCCGCGGCCUUGGCACGGUGGGCCUGCGGCUGUGGCCACCACCGCCUCCUGGCCCGCCUGCUCGGCGACCACCACCGCGAGGCCACCGCGCACGAGCUCGACGCGCUGCUGGCGACGGCGACGACGGUCGGCCACGAGGCGGUGGUCGAGGUGCUGCUACGGCACGGCGGGGCCAACCCCAACUUCCCCGGCUCGGCAGGCCAGACCAUCGUCCACAAGGCCGCCAACCUGGGCCGCCUGGCCAUCAUCGAGUUGUUCUUGAGCUAUGGGCACAUCGCAGAGCCGAACAGGGUGCUGGUGGAGCUCAAGCGACGACAGGGCAAGGGCGCCAGCCGCGGGUCGCUCGCGCACCAGGCCGCCGCCCAGGGCCACCUGCGCCUCAUGGAAAUUCUGCUGACGUCAGCCGCAGCUUCGGCACCGGCCGACCGGCGCGACGCCGCGCGCGCCCUGCUGAGCGCCACCGACUCGCGCGGCUGGGCGCCGCUGCACCACGCCAUCCAGAACGGCCACAUCGAGAUGGUCGAGCUCCUGCUGCGGCACGGGGCCGACGUCGACCAGCUCCUUGUCAGCGGCACUCAGCGCGAAACGCCCAUCGCCCUGGCCAUCACCGCCGCUCACACCGCACACACCGCACACACCCAUUAUGUCGACAUUGUGCGUGCGCUGCUCCGGCACCACGCGCGCUUGGAGUCGAUCGCGGGCAACCCGGAGGCGGUGGGCGCCAUGCACGCGGCCUGCGCGGUGGGCGCGCUCGACGAGGUGGUCGAUCUGCUGCUGGCGGCCGGCGCUGACAUCAACGCGCGUCUGUCGGGCGACGGCCGCACGCCGCUGCUCGUUGCGCUCCGCUCGGCCCACUGCCGGCUGCGCACCGUCGAGCGGCUCGUCGAUGAGUGCGGGGCCGACCUGCGGGCCGCCGACCUGCGCGGCAACAACGCGUGGCACUACGUGUGCGUCGGGCGCCCGUCGGCCGAGAAGGUGGCGGUGGUCGAGUGGCUGCGCGGCCGCGGUGUGCCGCUGUCGCCAGCCGGUAGUAGUGCCCAGCAGUCAGGCGCGAUGCUCUUUGCGCUGCUAAACAGCCUGGUCCACCACUACCCGCACGAGAACGCCGACGCCGCGCGGAUGCUGGCGACGAUGUGGCGCCUGCUCGGGCCGGGCCUCGACGCCCGCCAGCGGCUCCGGGCGUGCCUCGAGGCCGCCCGCUGCCACCACACGCUCCUCGCCCAGCUCUUCGUUGUGGCCACGGCCGAUGAUGGCGCAGCUCCCGAUGCGGUGGUGGGCAUCGAUCGGGCGACCGCCACGCGGGUGCUGGCGCGCAUCGUGUCGCGCGGGUACAUGAACGGCUACGAGUGGCGCGAUCCCUUCGCGCUGAACAACGUCGCCUUCCUGGUGCGCGAGGGCGGGGCCGACGUCAACGCCCGCCUGCCGAGCCGCCAGUUCACCGACAACCCAAACGACGACGAUGACGAAGACGACAACGACGAUGACGACGAUGCGCGCGACGUGCAACCGAUCUGCUUCGGGGUGACGUGGUUCGACUUCAAGAUGCUCCAUCGGCUCCAGGAGCUCGGCGCCGAGCUGCGCGCCCGCAACGCCAUGGGCGACACGCUACUCGCGCACUACCUGCGGCCGACCACCACGGCCUGCCCGGCCACCACCGUGCCCUCGCACGACCCCGUCACCGACUGGCGCACGAUGGCCCUCUUCGUGAGCUGGCUCGCGCACCUCGUCAAGCGGCGCGGCGUCGAGGCCUCGCUGGCGGGCAUCUACCUCGACCUCGACCGGCCCGAGUACCACCGGUGGCCGGCCUGGGCCAAGACUCUCGUGCGCGAGUGGGUCACCCGGCCCGACCGGAACGAGUUCGAGUGGGACGCGUACGACACCAACGCCUGGCCUCGCCACGCGCUCAUGCUGGCCUGCCGCACCAACGAACCCCUUUGGUAA